AUGGAGGGCGAAAGUGUCUUUGCACGUAUUGCGGAGAUUUAUUCCAAGGCAGGCAUGGCAUCUAAGGCGGCUCGCUGGUAUCAGCAAAUGGCAUCUUUCGGUUUGAAGCCGACCCUGGGCCAAGUGAGACAGACUGGGCCCGAUCCCGCAGAUCGGCCAGUGGAGCGCUCUCAGCAAACUGGGAAGCAUGCCCAACAUGCCAUUUUUCAGGCGGGAGUACGUGGUAUCAAAGACUGGAUGUAUGCUGUGCCGUCGGAGAGGGCUCUGAAGCAGCUGCGGACAUGGCGCCGUGACUCAAUGGUGUCAUUCUCUGGGCGAGCUGUGAUGUCAUCACAGAUGGAAUCGAAGAUCCUGGAGUUGUGCGAUCAGAAGGAACCUCAUCUUGCAGAACUGCAACUGCAACCCAUGCUUCAAGCGAUUCAAUCGGAUGCAGCGCUGCCCUUAUCCACUGCCGAGGCCGCAGCCCGGAUCAUCAGCUGCUACGUCGAAGAAGGAAGCUGGCCAGGUCUUUUCCGGGCCGAAAUCUUCAUGGAGCGGUUGAUUUCAUUCAGGCAGCACGAGGAGUCUGUCAGAGCCGUCAUUGUUGGGGCCGGCGAAAGGCUGCUCGAAGCAUUCCUGGCUAAAGGAUGCACCCUCCACGCAGAACUUUUGCUGGUCCAGCUGCUGCAUGUGGGAUAUCACGGCUUGAGAGAUUUGAGAGGCCAAAUCUGCGAACAGUUGUCCGAAACUGAUGUGCUGAAGGCCGAGUCUUGGAUGGUCGCAUGGAUGCAUGAACAUGUCACGGCUGCAACAGUUCCCAAACCUCAGUCGAAGCAUAUUGCAGCUCUUUGCCGUGGCUUCACUCGGAAUCCUCUCACAUACUUCAAGGCCUCAAUCUGGAUAGAAUUGGCUCUAGAGAGCCAGAUACGCUUGAAUGUAACCGACUUCGAGCCAAUACUUGAAUGCAUGUUCCGAACAAAACGAUUGAAGGAGCGACCUUACAUUCUGCGCAGUCUCGUUUGCACAUGUUUUGAUCAUGACCAUAUAUCGCUGGCGGAAAAGUUGGUGGACUUGAGCAUUGCCCAUGGGCUUGACACUCAGCAGACCUUAUCUGUGUUCAUCGCAGAAAAGGCCCAGCAUGGACGCAUCGAUGCAGUCCCCUGGAUAGGCAAGAUGCUUGAUCGCAGGCUCGUGCCAGAUGCACAAACCUUUGUUGUUGGCAUCCGUGCGGAAAGGGACCUUGCAGUUGCAAGCGAGCUCCUUGCAAUUAUGGAUGCCAACAUGCUUGAAACUAACACCUUUGUUUAUUCAGCUGUGAUUGCUGCCUGCGCCGAAGCGGAUGCUGCAGACUUGGCCCUGGCUUGGUUUACUGAGGCGAAGGCCGCAGAUGUCCAUCCCAAUCAGCCUUGCUACAAUGCCCUUCUAAACGCGCAAGCGCGCUGUCAACAGGCAGAUGCUGCUGUGCAUUGGCUUAAAGAUAUGGAAGGCAACAGCAUCCGUGCAGAUGUGAUCAGCUACAAUUCUGUUAUUUCUGGAUUUGCUGGGACGGGGAGAGAUGCAGUAUCCAAAGCUGAAUCUGUCAUCCACGAAAUGCAGGCCUUCUCUGUCACGCCCAGCGCGCAGACCUACGGCAGCUUGAUUCAUGUCGCAGCCAGAUCUGGAGAUGUGCGCUCAGCCGAAGCCUGGUACGUACGAAUGGUGAAGGCAGGCUUGCGAGUCGAAUGCCGCACAUUGAGGAUGUUGAUGGAUGCAGCCGCGACUGCUGGCGAUGUUGCAAGAGCAGAAUGGUGGUGGGCAGCAGCGAACAGAAUGGGUGAACCGCAGCAGAUCGAGUACAACACCCUCAUGAAAUCCUAUGCAAAAGCACGUCAGGUCCGGAAGGCAGAGGAUCUCUUCCUGAGCAUGUCCCAACGCUGCAAGCCCAGUGAGGUCACGUUUGGUAUCCUCAUGGAAGGGCGAGCCUCUAUUGGAGAUGUUGAUGGUGUGAGGUUUUGGCAGGAGAGGUUUCGUGAGACUGGAGGUGAACUCGGCCUGGUCAUGUACAAUCUCUUUUUUAAAGCUUGUGGGGAGGCACGGCCCAAAGGCUGCAGGGCAGCUGAAGAGAUGCUGAGAUCGAUGGUUGACAACACGGUCCGGCCAAACUUUAUCAGCCUGAGGACACUAGCAUACGUUCUCGGGAAGCCGGAAGCACAGAAUCUGUGUAGCAGUCUCCGUCUGGAUUGGAAUACAGAACGGCCCGGCCAGGGCGUUUUGUCGCUUCGCAGCACGGAGAAGGGAGCAAGUCCGACAAAAUUGAAUUGCGAAGCUGGUCUCAGAGAGCGGGAAACGGAGAGCAAGGUCGCGACUCUUCUCGCCUUGCAUUUUUGCCUCAGCUGUUUGGCUCUGUUUUCAGCGGAGCCUUAG
This is a messenger RNA of Symbiodinium necroappetens, 2382 nucleotides long. Lineage: Eukaryota; Dinophyceae; Suessiales; Symbiodiniaceae. The record is from the annotation of a GenBank genome assembly.